AUUAACAUAUCCAGACUAAAAUCCUAUUGAGUAAAUCAAUCGAGUCAUACUUAUAACAUAAGUUAAAACCGAAUAUUUAUCGUAACAAAAACAGUCAAUAAAUUUGCCAAGUUCAUAUUCGCGCUGAAUAUACCCCUCGACACAACUUACCGGUUACAGGGUAUAACACACACACAGAUUAAUAAGCUGAGAUUUCAAUGUUCACUCGCGCUAUUUUAGCGACUUGACUAAUGUGUAGAAAAUAAAUUCUGAGCAGUCGCAGCCGAAACGCUUGCCUGUUUGUUGCCAUUGAGCGGAGCAACAAAGUGAGAGAUCAACAAAAAAUAAAAAGAGAAAAUAAUAAUAAUAAAAAAAACAAACAAAAUGCUGCGACUAGGUCUAUUUCACAUAAGCCUCUUUGCAGUUGUUUUGCUGCUGGGCUACCAGACCCUCGCCAUUGACUAUUCCAAUCCCAAGUCACAAGUGGAAUAUAUAAAUGUACACCCAGGCGAUAAGCCGAAUAUUGUGCCGAUCACACGACCUCCAUUGCUGAACCAAACGCCACCGCCGCCGCCGGGCGAUUCCAAGAAUUUUGCUUAUAAUCCAAAAACACAGACCUGGACAAAGAUUUCACCUCACGAUCCACAGCCGGAUGAAGGGACUUUGAUCUGGAAUCAGAGCAACGAUAAAUGGCUAACCAACGGGCCGGGCUCUUAAAGAUGUUAACUUGAAGCAAUUCUCUUGGCUGUUGUUUAUCAGAAUACAUAAAGCAUUAUAUUCACCAGCUCACAAGCUAAUUUCGUAGGCACUUUUAUAUACAUUAUUCGCACGAUAUUUGUUUGUAGAAUUUUAGAGCACACAUUUCUAAAUAUCAAUAAACUGAUAUACUAUAUACUCAAA
Molecule: messenger RNA, 879 nt
Organism: Drosophila mojavensis
Lineage: Eukaryota; Metazoa; Arthropoda; Insecta; Diptera; Drosophilidae
Exons: 2
Coding region: 364-696 (110 amino acids)
Source: RefSeq, a predicted model, not a curated record